UUUGGAUUCUGUCUCCCGCUCUCUCUGUCCCUCCCCUUCUCAUGCUCGUCUCUCUCUCUCACUCUCUCAAAAAUAAAUAAAUAUUAAAAAAAAUAAGCCAACCCUGGUAAUUCUGAUGUUGGUGACUCUGCAGAUCACACUUGCAGAAAUUGGGCAUUGGGGUAAGAAUCAGCAAGUCGGACACAUAAUAGGUGCUCAGUCAACACUUGAUGAGUUGUAGGUCUGUGUGUAGGAAUGAAUAAAACAUACAAGAGCUCAUGGACAAAUGUGCAGAAGAACAGUUUGCGAAUGACAAUAUGCCGAAGGAGGGUGUCUGAGAAGGAGGGAACGCACGUGUGGCCGGGCGCGUGCCGGGGAUGAGGCUGGGGUUCCAGGACAGUGGGGGAGGGGCAGGACCUCCCGAGUGGGUUAAGUGAAGGGCUGUGCUCUGGUGUGUCUGGUGAGGGCCCGAAUGUUCCAAGCGGGAGCUCGAGGAGUUCUCCCCGAGGAUAGGCUGGGUUCUGGGAGCGGGGUAGAAAGGGGACCGUUAUUGUGGAAUCUAUAUAAAGUCCCUGCGGGGACCAGGGUCAGGGCAGCAGUGUGAACCUUAACGCAGAGUCUGGGCCCCGUCUGGGCCUAGAGUGAUGCCUUUGACUCCACAGCCGACCUUCCACAAGUUUGUUCUUUUGGGUGCCGUUGGGCUUUCUCUGAGGACGGGAGCCUUUCUCCCUCGUCUUCACUGCGGAAACCCCUGCGCAUCCUGCGAGACCCACCGAGGAGCGCUGCCUGCGCGUGACCUUCCCCGUUCUAGGUGCGGACCACCGCAGCCCGGCUCGGGGCGCUGCGGGAAAGCGAUCGGGGCAGGGGCUAGAAACCCGUGGCCCCUUCGUCUCAGUCUCCGUCUGCGGCUCCGCCUUCUUCUGUGGCAUCACGCUGGGAAGGAGACUCCCCUGUUUCUCGCUCUUGUCUCCAGGCUCCCAAAGAAGCCCCCCAUAUGGCCAGGCCUAGGGCAGGGGCCGACCUCCGGACCAGUCACCGUGGCUACCAGGCGGCAUCCUAUGGUAACCAUGGUGACCCCACCGCCAGUGGGGGCAGGGUCAUUCGCAGGGGAGAUGGAGAGCUUUCCAAAGGGUAGGGAGGGACAGCAACACGAGCGGCCCGGCCUGCACCCCACACCCAGGAAGGCCUCACUUGCCUCCUCCCCUCUGAUUCACGCUCCCAGUGGGAAGGCAGCGAUCAGCACACGCUUCUGCCAUUAUGUUCAUCUCCCUUGGAGACCGGGAGCUCCUUCAGGCCGUGCCGGCCUCAUCCGCCUUUCCCCAGUCCUGUGUCAGGGCCGGUGCACGCCAGUUGGUGAGGAUCAACCUCACAGAUCAACAACAGCCCUAAACCUUGGCUCUUUCUAUUUGAGAAACCACAAAGGAAAGGAGAACUGGAUUUGGCUACAUAAAAAAAAAAAAAAAAAAAAAAAAAAAAAAGGCACCCUUGAGCAUGGAAAAACAGACCGACAAAUCAGCCUUACUGUAAACCGAUGUGAAAGGCAAAUGAUGAGCUGGGAAAAUGCAGUUCCAGCAUAUUUGACAAAUAAAGAGUUAAAUAACCUUAAUACGCAGAAAGUACGCAUGAAUCCAUAAGAAACUGACCACCUCUGGGGGGAAAUGUACAGAGGGUAAAAGGAGAAAUGCAGUGGCCAACAACUGUGAGGAAACGCCUCUCAGUAAUGAGAGAAAUAGGAAUUAAAAAGAAACUACGAAGCAGAUUUUCGCCUGGAAGACUGGCAAAGAUUUACAUAUGAUAAUGCAUUUUCCAAGGAGGAGAGGUGUGUCUCACACUUUUGUGGGUCCUCCCCGUCCCGGGUCCGUAACCCCCUCCCUCUGAAUCGGUUACUUUUUGGCCGUCUCUUGCCUUCACUCUGGAUCCACUGAGAAUGUCCGUAGCUGCCACUUGUGAGCACCUACUGUAUGCCAGGCAUCCCACACAUGCCGUCUCAUUCUGGACAACCCAUGCGGCAUGGCUUACUGCCCCAUUUUGCAGAUGAGAAACCUGAGGCUCAACACGAAGGGACUUAGGCGACAUCUCACAUUGGAUAGUGUAGCCAGAAUUUGAAUCCAGAGAUAACUGGCCCUCAAGGCCAUGCCUUCCUUUCUCCUUCCCUUCUGGUCCGCGUUGGGGCCCUGGCUCUCUCGCGGAGAGGACACUGGCAGGGGUCCAGGCUGUCCUGGCAUCUCUGGUCUUCAGUUUGACUUUUCAGAAGCCACAGCCUGCAGGAGCUCCUCAGACAGGAUCAGUCCUGCCAUGGAGGCCAGUGGGUUACAGAGGCACGUCCCUGUCUUGGCCAGGUGCUGUUCGGUGCUUUUGCUUUACUGGGGCAAAUUAUCCCAUGAGAAUCUGAACCCUGAACUCAGUGUGGGAGUGUGGUUUUCUCGUGAACCCUGGGAGCGCUGAAGGGCAGAGCACCACACACACACACACACACACACACACACACACACGUGCACACACGCGCACACACCCCCGUCUUGCCUGCCCUCGAGAGGGCGGUGUGGCCUGGUAGUGGAGAACGUGGAUGAGGGUUCAGACUGCCCGGGUUGGAGUCUGCUUUCUGCAGAGU
Herpailurus yagouaroundi (jaguarundi) is the source of this 2590-nucleotide messenger RNA. RefSeq lists its product as uncharacterized. The record is from RefSeq and is a predicted model, not a curated record. The coding region runs from base 624 to 1613 and encodes 329 amino acids. Lineage: Eukaryota; Metazoa; Chordata; Mammalia; Carnivora; Felidae. The transcript has 2 exons.